AUGGAUUCUUGUGACAGAGAGGUACCAAAAUCACCAUUUCCAAAUGUAUUCCACAUUUUACCACAAGGGCAUGACAAAGCUUUGAAAAAGGCUUUCUACAACAUUGCAGCAAUAUUAUUUGUAAUCUUUUCCAGUGCAACAGCAGUAGCUAUCUACCAUAUUUUACAGCCCUUUUUAAGGCCCCUACUGUGGGCUGCCCUCUGUGGCACCUUCCUGUACCCCUUCAAAUAUAGGGUAACAACUGGAGCAAGGAGGUGGCUUAGGGGUCUGCAGGUUACAAAGACUCCAUUGUUUUUAGGGUUUAUAUUCCUGCCUGUUGUCAUUCUUUACAAUUUGGUUGACUACCUCGGCCGUCUCUGCUGGAAUAAUAUCAAAAUCAUAGCUUUUUGUUGUUUCUCUGUUCUUUCCAUUUUUUUCUUCUUGACAAUGUGGCCGAUCCAAGGCAUCAUCACUGGCACAACUAAAUUUGUAAUGUACGCCGAGACUGUUCUGUCGUUCUUCAGCUCCUCUUGGAUUUGGUCACCGGUCAUUGGUUACUUAUUAGUAGUAGCAUUCUGUUACAACGAGAGAACAAAGAUAUUCCUAACACUCGGUUCAUUCUUUCUCUGGAUUGCCAUCUGCUUCCACUUGGUGAACGUUUUCAACGGGCCUUUUGUGCUGGGCCUCUGCACCUUCUCAUCGGUGCUCGGUGUCAUCGGACUCGUCCAUAACCUCUCCAAGAUUAGGAGCAGGUCUUCUGCAGACCACAAGAAAAAUGACAACAUCAUCGUGGUCGACCGCAAUGAUGGUCAAGUUGAUAGCUCUAAAGAGACGACCAACCCAUCUACAACCAAUCAGCAUCAAGCAGUUUAUUCAAUCAUCGAUGAUGAUGAUGACGACGAUGAUAACGGUAGUGGCGGUGGUCGCGUCACUAACGUCACUGAUGACGCCAGUCGAAAUUUUACUGCUACCAAUAUUACUGACCAUGAUAAAAAUGAUGGGAACGAUGAGAAUGAAGAUGGCGGGAGUGGUGUUCGAGUUAGAGGAGUCAAUGUGCUUCCACACCAUCACCAUGAUAAGGAUAAGGAUAGUCCGGAUUCAGUGAAACAGCAGCUCUUCCUUCCAUUAAGUGAUUACGAAUCCGCUGUGGCUGGCGAGGCUGGCGGCGGUGGCUGUGGUAGUGGCGACAAUGGUAGUAAGAAAACGUUCAGUGAUUACUGCCUGAUGGUACUUCUCUGGUGUACUGUCCUUGUACAGCUCUGGCUCUACAACAUACUCUUCAUCAUCAUUCCUCUACUCUUACUUUGCUUUAUUGUCAAAGUUUUAGACAACUACUUGGAAGUCUGGUCACUGCUGACAGGCUGGUUCUCGUCCAACCUUGACCUUCUGAAGCAGAACCUCAGCAAUGGUUCGAGACUCGGGGUAAUCAUUCCAUGGCCUUUGAUAUGCAUGUUGGACAAGUCGAUAGAUAAGAUAUGCAGUGCUUUCAUUGUUGUUCUUUUGGUUCUCGGCGUUGGUCUGCUUGCUGUCCUUGCCGCCCUCGAGGUUCACAAAGAGAGCAUGCAUCUUGUUCAGAUAAGUAGUAACGUAUUUAACAAGAGUGAACAUCCUGAGUUUACGAGGUGGCUCCCAGAUGAUGAGGUGCUACAGAACACGUUGGAUUCCAUGGUUAAGAAUGCCUACGUCUAUGGCAGGGAGUGGAUUGUAAGGCAGAACAAAACCAUGAAAGCAUAUGAGAAGCAGUUGUCUCUGGGUGACUUCAGCAUCAUCAACGCUAGCUUCCCGUUUGCAUACUACCGAAUGAAGAAGCUCGACCUCAAUCUUAUAGACAUCGCCAGGGAGAAUGUGGAUCUCUUUAUGUCCGUAUGUUUUCGCCUGCAUGUUAUAUUUCUGACGACCUUGUUCUACUUGCUAUCAUCGAGCCACUGCCAGUACAAACCCGUCGAGUUCUUCUGCAGCUUCAGUCCAUCCUACAUGAAUAACUUCGCAUUCGCCAAGGCCUUUCAAGAUGCCAUCAACUCCGUCUUCUUGGUUUCGUGUAAGAUGGCGGUUUUCUACGGUCUCUACACCUGGCUCACUCACAGCAUUCUCGGCAUCCAGAUCGUCUUCAUACCUUCCAUUCUAGCAGCUUCUUUUGCGGCAGUUCCCUUUCUCGGCACGUACGUAGCUUGCUUGCCAGCUGUUUUCGAACUCUGGUUGGUCAACGGCCAGCCGAUCCACGCUCUUGUUUUAUUUGCAGCCCACUAUCUACCGACGCUCUUCAUUGACACCGCGUUCUACAGCGAAAUCAAGGGGGGCCAUCCAUACUUAACGGGCCUUGCUAUACUCGGCGGGAUAUAUUGGAUGGGUCUCGAGGGAGCCAUAGUCGGCCCUGUACUCCUCUGCUGUUUCGUGGUGGCUGUCCACAUGUACCAAGCCAUGAUACAACCCGAUUCUGAUUAAAUUCUUAUUGGCUUAUGCGGCUGAUUAAUUUCGUUUGACAGAAUUCUAUGUUUAACGAUUGGCUGAUUGAUUUUUUUAAUGAAUUUUUUUAGUCGAUACGUUUGCUAUGCUUUGUUUGUUGAUUGGUCAGUUUUGUUUGUCUUGAAUGUCUAUUGGUUGUGCCCUACUUGAUUGAUCUGAUAGUUAGUAAUUAGGUUAGUUGAGUGAAUUUGUUGCUUUUUAACCGUUCUCUCAUUCAUUAUUAUUUGAUUAACGCUUAUUAUUUAAUUUUACUACUAUUAAUUAAUAUUUAAUUUUAUUUUAAUGUUUUUUGACAGCUUGAUUAAAUUUUCAGCUUUACUACAAAUUAAAUGAUUUUAAUUAAUUUUGUUUAAAAGUUUUUUUUUAGUUAAGAAUUUUUUAACGGGCGCUGUGAAAGCAACAAUUUUAGAUGUGAUGUCAAACAUUUUUUUGUUAGCAUUUCAGGUUUAUUAUAUUUAUUUUUUUUAAAUUGUAACUUUCUUGCAUAUUAUGUUUGCCCAUCUAGUCGUAAGAGUAAUAUACGAUUAACCCACCAAGUAGCUUGCGAAAAAUGCUUCUAAGCCAUAUGUCCUGCUAACUUUUCUUAAUGAAAGAUGUUUACAUGUGAUAGUAUUAUACAAAUUUGCAGUUAUAACAAAUGCUAAAUGUAAUUUUAUUAUUCAAUAAUAUUCAUUUCACUUAUGUGAUUGAUGGUUUUGUUUUACGAACUGGUUUUAAUAAUUUGUAAUAUGUGUUAGCUUUGUGUUAACUUUUUUCUCACUAUCCAUUUAAAUAGUUAAAAAGUGAAGCAGAUGGUAUUGAUGGCAAAUUAUAAAAAUUUUUGAUGUAAUUUGAGACAUUUUUUUUUCAUUUCAUCAUAAUUUUAUCUCUUAAAACCAAAUUGCUUGUAACAUCGUCAAUAGUCACGUACCUACACCAAGACAUGUCAAAUUUCCUAUAUUCGUCUUCCUCAUCAUGAAUCAAAAUAAUUGUUUUAAAAUUGUCCGGUUAAUAACAAUUUUUUUUUGUAUCUUAUCA
Messenger RNA from Helobdella robusta, 3459 nucleotides. RefSeq lists its product as hypothetical. Lineage: Eukaryota; Metazoa; Annelida; Clitellata; Rhynchobdellida; Glossiphoniidae. The coding region runs from base 1 to 2421 and encodes 806 amino acids. The record is from RefSeq and is a predicted model, not a curated record. The transcript has 13 exons.